This is a messenger RNA of Eutrema salsugineum, 885 nucleotides long. Its product is annotated as glutathione S-transferase T3-like. The coding region runs from base 1 to 885 and encodes 294 amino acids. Lineage: Eukaryota; Viridiplantae; Streptophyta; Magnoliopsida; Brassicales; Brassicaceae. The transcript has a single exon. The record is from RefSeq and is a predicted model, not a curated record.
AUGGAUUCACCUACUUCAUUUGUAAACCUCCUAACCUCACAACAAGACAAAUCUUACACUUUUCCUGAAACAAUUGACCUUGGAUCAUCAGAAAUCCCUCGGUUUAGUAGCCAGGGUUCUGAUGAUCCAAACUUAACUGGUGAAGAUGGAAACCGAAGUGGACACCGAAGGAGGCUUUGGACACCGAAGGAGGACGUGGUGCUCAUCUCUGCGUGGUUGAACACCAGCAAAGACCCCGUGGUGGGUAAUGAGCAAAAAGCCGGUGCUUUUUGGUUUAGGAUACAAGAGUAUUUCAAUAAUACUCUAGGACUGACUGGGGAAAAUUCUAAACCAAAAAGUACUUGCAAGCAACGUUGGGGGAGGCUGAACGAUCAGGUCUGCAAAUUUGUGGGCUGUUAUGAAGCCGCAUUGAAGGAUCAAAGAAGUGGACAGAGCGAGAAUGAUAUAAUGAAGGCUGCACAUGAUAUUUUCUUCAACGAUCAUGGUGUCAAGUUCACGCUUGAUCACGCAUGGCGCGAGCUACGCCAUGAUCAGAAAUGGUGCUCUGAGUCUUUAACAAAGGAUAUUGACAAGGCUAAAAGGAGAAAGACGUGUGAGUCUUCGGAUGAGCCAUCGACCAUCAAUCUUGAAGAGGAAGUUCCGGAGGCACGUCCAAUCGGUGUCAAGGCUGCGAAAGCCAAGGCUAAGAAGCCAACCGCUGGUAACGAGAAAGGGAAGCCGGUUGUGGAUAUAGGAGGUAUAUUGGAAAUGAAGGCCAAAGACAUGGAGUUGAGGAACAAGUUAUCAAACAAGAGGUUACUAGAGUUUCUUCUAGGAAAAAAAGAAUCGCUAACUGAGGUAGAAGAGGCUCUAAAGAACAAACUGAUAAACGAACUCUUGGAAUAA